This is a messenger RNA of Monoraphidium neglectum, 486 nucleotides long. RefSeq lists its product as hypothetical. Lineage: Eukaryota; Viridiplantae; Chlorophyta; Chlorophyceae; Sphaeropleales; Selenastraceae. The transcript has a single exon. The record is from RefSeq and is a predicted model, not a curated record. Bases 1 to 486 code for a protein of 161 amino acids.
AUGCAGCGCUCAACCCUUGCCCUCCUGCUGGUGGCGGGCCUACUGGUGGCAGCGGACGCUGCAGCCCCCAAUGAGGUGAGCACCAAGCCGUCUGCCGCGGCGUCGACAGUGUGCGCGACAGCAGCGAACGCCUCGGAGCCCAGGCGCUCCGCUUCCGCCCAGCUCCCCACCACGCACGUCGGCGGCGCGAUGAAAGCGUCCGAGCCGCAGGCUGCCGCCAAGGCAACCCCAAAGCCCUCCCCCUCCCCCGCCGCCACCGCAACGCCCCAGGGCCGCCUGCUGCUGUCCCAGGCCGCCAGCGCCGACGCCAAUCCGCACGCAGCCCGAACCGAGAUGACAGCGGGCCGCCGUCUGUUUCAAUCCCUCCAGUCCCUCUCGUCCGCUCCGAGUCACGACCCCCCAGACUACUACCCCCACAACAGGCCCAACAACCACCCCCAGCACCACUACGGCGGCCACCUGCGCGCCUCCUGGUUUAGCGCGUGA